AUGACGGUAAAGAACGGUAUUCAGGACAUCACGGUCGGCGUGCUUGCCCUCCAAGGCGCUUUCAGCGAACACAUCCAACUCCUCCGCGCAGCAUCCUCGAACAUCCCCUCGUCGCAAACCUUCCACUUCAUUGAGGUCCGCACACCAGCCCAGCUCGCACAAUGCGACGGCCUCAUCAUCCCCGGUGGUGAAAGCACAACAAUGUCACUCGUAGCCGCACGAAGCGCCCUCCUCGAGCCCCUCCGCGACUUCGUCAAAGUGCAGCGCAAGCCAACGUGGGGUACAUGCGCUGGCCUGAUUCUACUAGCAGAGAGUGCCAAUAGAACUAAGAAGGGAGGCCAGGACUUAAUUGGAGGUCUAGACGUGCGGGUAAACAGGAAUCAUUUCGGGCGGCAAACCGAGAGUUUCCAGGCAAACCUCCAGCUGCCCUUCCUGAAAUCGACGAGCGAAUCGAACAGGACCGAUCCAUACCGAUGCGUCUUCAUUCGCGCGCCUGUCGUAGAGAAGCUAUUACCGAGCAAGAAGGCAGUGGGCAUACAAGAAGGGGAGAGCGAGAGGGACGAUACAAUUGUUGCGCCGAGUAAGACGCCAGCGGAUGAUCUUGCGAGGAAGGAGUUGGAAAGCGAGGUUGAGGUCAUGGCUACGCUGUCGACCAAUGCGAAGCCUUUGCAGGAGAACCAGGUACAUGACCAUCCGGGUGCGGAGGAUAUAAUAGCUGUACGACAGGGCAAUGUGUUUGGGUGCAGUUUCCAUCCUGAACUGACGGAUGACCCACGGAUACAUGCCUGGUGGUUGGGAGAGGUUGUAAAGGCCGUGGAGAGGCGACAGCAGUUUGAACUUGCGGACCGGACUAGAUGA
Molecule: messenger RNA, 858 nt
Organism: Alternaria incomplexa
Lineage: Eukaryota; Fungi; Ascomycota; Dothideomycetes; Pleosporales; Pleosporaceae
Exons: 1
Coding region: 1-858 (285 amino acids)
Biological process (GO): pyridoxal 5'-phosphate biosynthetic process; pyridoxine metabolic process
Cellular component (GO): cytosol; glutaminase complex
Molecular function (GO): glutaminase activity
Source: RefSeq, a predicted model, not a curated record